GCCCCGCCCUCGGAUAAAUGUAGAACAAAACAUUUCCCAAAAGCAGGUGGAGCCAAGGUACACCGACGGGCGUGGCCAAGGCUUAGGACGAGGGGAGGGGCUAACGCAGGAUGUGACACAUUUCCCAAACUCUGCAGACGCCGAGUCUCGGAGCGAACGGUUCUGCCUCAGCUGGUCCUGCUGCUCAGUUUGGGUUUUAGUUCCUGUUUGGGCUAAAUAAACGGCUCCUCUUCCACCCAGUGUGACGUCUCCUCUGGUUAUUCUGAUUGAUCAUCUUAAAGCAGGGUCAGUUUAACUGAGUCGGCUCCUCAGAGGUCAGCCUGGUUUCUCAGCUUCCUGUGUCAUUCUUUGCCUCGUUUCCCAGUGAACUGUUUGUGAGUCGAGCUGCAGCAGGUGAACCGGACCGGGUCAGGAGUUCAGCUGGUCCGCUCUGUUUGCCCCCUUCCUGUCCAGGAGGGCGGCGCCCUGAAGCCCCGCCCCCUGCUGUCUGUCUGCAGAGCGUCAGGCUCUGCUGCUGACGAGGAAACUCUCUCUGCUAUAAAUAUCUGAACCGCAGCUACAGCAGACAGUUCUGCUCUGGGUCCGGUCCUGCGAGGUUCUGAUUCCGGUCCGAUAUGGGAGACUUCUGGGCAGACGCGGCCUCUCAGCGCGUGGCCAGAGGACUCUCGGGAAACGAUGAGGAGGCCGUUCUGGACCAGGGCAAGACCAGCACCUCCCUGCACACAAACUUUGAGAAAGAGGAACUGGAGAGCCACAGAGCCGUGUACGUCGGCGUUCACGUCCCGCUGGGCCGGCAGAGCCGCAGGCGGCACCGGCACCGCGGACACCGCCAUCACCGCAGGCGGCGGGACCGGGACGACUGCGAGGACGGCCAUGAGUCUCCGGCGUACGACACGCCGUCCCAGAGGGUCCAGUUCCUCCUCGGCACCGAAGACGACGACGAGGAGCACAUCCCCCACGACCUGUUCACCGAGCUGGACGAGCUCGCCUUUAGGGACGGAGAGGUCCAGGUGUGGAAGGAAACGGCCAGGUGGCUGAAGUUCGAGGAAGACGUGGAGGACGGCGGCGAGCGCUGGAGCAAGCCGUACGUCGCCACGCUGUCGCUGCACAGCCUGUUUGAGCUUCGCUCCUGCAUAAUGAACGGCACCGUGCUGCUGGACAUGAGGGCCGCCGCCAUCGACGAGAUCGCAGACAUGGUGAUCGACAGCAUGCUGGCGACCGGCCAGCUGGAGGCGGAGCAGCAGGACAAGGUGAGGGAGGCUCUGCUGAAGCGCCACCAUCAUCAGAACGAGAAGAAGCUGAGCAACCGCAUCCCGCUGGUCCGCUCCUUCGCAGACAUAGGCAAGAAGCAUUCCGACUCAACGCUGCUGGAGCGCAACGGGCUGCUGGCGUCGCCGCAGUCGGCUCCAGGAAACCUGGACAACAAGAUCAGCGAGAGCCGGAUCAGCGCCGGCAGCCGAGAGAACAGCACCGUGGACUUCAGCAAGGUGGACAUGAACUUUAUGAAGAAGAUCCCGCCUGGCGCCGAAGCCUCCAACGUCCUGGUGGGAGAGGUGGACUUCCUGGAGCGGCCCAUCAUCGCCUUCGUCCGCCUGGCGCCGGCCGUGCUGCUGACGGGCCUCACUGAGGUUCCGGUACCGACCAGGUUUCUGUUCCUGCUGCUCGGUCCGUUCGGGAAAGGCCUGCAGUACCAUGAGAUCGGACGCUCCAUCGCCACGCUGAUGACCGACGAGGUCUUCCAUGAUGUGGCGUACAAGGCCAAGGACCGGAACGACCUGCUGUCCGGCAUCGACGAAUUCCUGGACCAGGUCACGGUUCUGCCGCCAGGCGAGUGGGACCCCAGCAUCCGGAUCGAACCUCCGAAAAACGUCCCGUCUCAGGAGAAGAGGAAGAUGGCGGCGCAGCCUAAUGGCUCCGCCCACUGCUCAGAGGCUGUGAAGGAGACGGAGCAUCACACGGGCCCAGAGCUGCAGCGGACGGGCAGGAUCUUCGGAGGCCUGGUGAACGACGUUCGGAGGAAAGCGCCGUUCUACUGGAGUGACAUCAAAGACGCGCUGAGUCUGCAGUGUCUGGCAUCUGUCCUCUUCCUGUACUGCGCCUGCAUGUCGCCUGUCGUCACCUUCGGCGGUCUGCUGGGGGAGGCCACCCAGGGCAGCAUAGGCACCAUGGAGUCUCUGUUCGGGGCGUCCAUGACGGGCGUGGCCUACUCCCUGUUCGCCGGCCAGCCACUCACCAUCCUGGGCAGCACCGGCCCGGUUCUGGUGUUUGAGAAGAUCCUCUUCCAUUUCUGCGAGAAUCACGGUCUGUCCUACCUGUCCCUGCGGACGAGCAUCGGGCUGUGGACGGCCUUCCUGUGCGUCCUGCUGGUCGCCACGGACGCCAGCUCUCUGGUCUGCUACAUCACCCGCUUCACCGAGGAAGCCUUCGCCGCCCUCAUCUGCAUCAUCUUCAUCUACGAGGCUCUGGCCAAGCUGGUCAACAUGGGGAAGAAGUUCCCCGUCAACCUGCACAACCAGCUCAACAACCUCACCUUCUCCACAUGUCGGUGUUCUUCUCCCUCCAACGCCUCGGCCGACGUCCAGCAGAUCUGGAGCAGCAGGAACCUGACAGCAGGAAGCAUCGAGUGGGAGCAGCUGAACGUGACGGCUUGUCGGGACUUGAAGGGACAGUUUAUCGGGUCGGCUUGCAGUGAAAAAGGACCCUUCGUCCCAGACGUCCUCUUCUGGUCCGUCAUCCUCUUCUUCGCCACUUUCUUCCUCUCCUCGUUCCUCAAAAAGUUCAAGACCAAGAGAUACUUCCCCACCAAGGUGCGGUCGACCAUCAGUGACUUUGCCGUCUUCCUGACCAUCAUGGUUAUGGUGCUGCUGGAUUACCUGGUGGGAAUUCCUUCUCCCAAGCUGGAAGUCCCGGAGCGAUUCGAGCCCACCACCAGCGACCGGUCCUGGCUGGUUUCGCCACUCGGCGCCAACCCCUGGUGGACGCUGCUGGCGGCCGCCGUCCCCGCUCUGCUCUGCACCAUCCUGAUCUUCAUGGACCAGCAGAUCACCGCCAUCAUUAUCAACAGGAAGGAGAACAAGCUGAAGAAGGGCUGUGGGUACCACCUGGACCUGCUGGUGGUGGCAGUCAUGCUGGGGGUCUGCUCCAUCCUGGGCCUGCCCUGGUUCGUGGCAGCCACCGUCCUCUCCAUCUCCCACGUCAACAGCCUGAAGGUGGAGUCGGGCUGCGCCGCACCGGGAGAGCAACCCAAGUUCCUGGGCAUCCGGGAGCAACGAGUGACGGGAUUCAUGAUCUUCAUCCUGAUGGGCUGCUCCGUCUUCAUGACGUCUGCGCUCAAGCUGAUCCCGAUGCCCGUCCUCUAUGGAGUCUUCCUCUACAUGGGAGUGUCGUCACUCAAAGGCAUCCAGCUCUUUGACCGGAUCAAGCUGUUCGGCAUGCCGGCCAAGCACCAGCCGGACCUCAUCUACCUGCGCUACGUCCCGCUCUGGAAGGUCCACGUCUUCACCGCCGUCCAGCUGUCCUGCCUCAUCAUCCUCUGGGCCAUCAAGGCUUCGGGAGCCGCCGUCAUCUUCCCCAUGAUGGUUCUGGCGCUCGUCUUCAUCCGGAAGCUUCUGGACUUUUGCUUCACCAAGAGAGAGCUGAGCUGGCUGGACGACCUGAUCCCCGAGAGCAAGAAGAAGAAGGACGACGACAAGAAGAAGAAGGAGGAGGACGCCCAGCGGAUGAUAGAGGAAGCGGAGGACGAGCCUCAGAGCAUCCUGAAGUUCCCUAUCAAGUCGCUGAAGGACAGGUCUGACCCGUCUGAAGUCAACAUCUCUGAUGAAAUGGCCAAAAGUGGAAUCUGGAAAUCCGUUUCCAAGAACUCUGAGGGAGGAAAGGCUCUGAAACGCUGCAAGAGUCAGGAGAAACUUCCCAGCAUCCAGAUCAGCAUGGAGAGCGAGGACGGACGGAGGUUUGUGGACGCUGAGACGGCGUUAUGAUCCCCCACCGGGACGGCGAGGUGGGCGGGGCCUGAACGAGGCGGAGGACCAAUCAGCUUCCACCUGGCUGUGCUGCAUUUCUCUGAUGACAUGACUUUUAUUUCCUCAUCGUUUCACACGGACAAUCCUCAGGUUACUUUGUUUUUACUGCCAGACCAUCGCUGUGCUCUGAUUGGCCGGCUGCCUGGCGCUACGUUCUGAUUGGCCGACGGCCAGCGAACUCAGAGGACGAAUAUUUAUUUCUCCUUCAGUGUCUGCUUCUCCUCCAUGAUCCAACGCGGAACGGACGUUUUAUUUAAUCUAUCAUGCUGAUUUCACUUCAGAGAGAGUGUGUGUGUGUGUGUGUGUGUGUGUGUGUGUGUGUGUGUGUGUGUGUGUGUGUGUGUGUGUGUGUGUGUGUGUGUGUGUGUCACCAUGUUGCCUGUAGGUUAAACCUCAGCAGAUGUUUUGUAGUUUCUUUGUAAUUUUUUUAAAUAAAUCAGUUGGGAGGAAACAUUUUCCACAUCAUGAGUCA
Xiphophorus maculatus (southern platyfish) is the source of this 4491-nucleotide messenger RNA. RefSeq names its product sodium bicarbonate cotransporter 3-like. NCBI's taxonomy places the organism in Eukaryota, Metazoa, Chordata, Actinopteri, Cyprinodontiformes, Poeciliidae. Gene Ontology annotation, biological process: bicarbonate transport; transmembrane transport; regulation of intracellular pH. Gene Ontology annotation, molecular function: solute:inorganic anion antiporter activity; sodium:bicarbonate symporter activity; monoatomic anion transmembrane transporter activity. The record is from RefSeq and is a predicted model, not a curated record. Gene Ontology annotation, cellular component: plasma membrane; basolateral plasma membrane; apical plasma membrane. The coding region runs from base 615 to 3977 and encodes 1120 amino acids. The transcript is spliced from 25 exons.